This is a messenger RNA of Chiloscyllium plagiosum (whitespotted bambooshark), 5277 nucleotides long. RefSeq lists its product as uncharacterized. Gene Ontology annotation, biological process: regulation of transcription by RNA polymerase II; embryo development. The record is from RefSeq and is a predicted model, not a curated record. Gene Ontology annotation, cellular component: nucleus. Gene Ontology annotation, molecular function: RNA polymerase II transcription regulatory region sequence-specific DNA binding; DNA-binding transcription factor activity, RNA polymerase II-specific. Lineage: Eukaryota; Metazoa; Chordata; Chondrichthyes; Orectolobiformes; Hemiscylliidae.
GCAGUAAAAUGGACUAAAUUUAGUAACAUCUGCAGUAGAUUCCACUGAACAUAGAUCAGUCUUGAUUAACGGAAAAGAAGUCUCUGUAGUCAUUUGGACAUUUAAAAGAUCUCUUGUCUAUGUGAACUCAGUGGUGUGUCAACUGGGGCCGUGACUUUUGAGAAUUGAAAUUUACGAUAUUCUUUCAGGGUAGGUGUGAUAGGACAUCCCCCAUGGCUGUUGAGUCUAGAACUAAGGGAUCUCAACUCAGAAUGAAGGAUAGGCCACUGAAGACUGAGUGAGGAGGGAUUUUUCAUUCAGAAUCUUUAAAAUUCUUCAACAAUUGAGGAUGUUCAAUACAGGAAGCAAUAGAUUCCCGAGGUGGAUGACAGAAUGGGAAUAAUGCAAAAAAGAAAUGACUGGCCAAGAUCCAACUGAAUGGCAGAGCAAGUUCAGGGGCAGAAUGGUCCCUCCUAUUCCAAGUUCUAGGGCUUUCACCAUCUCCUCCAUCUUCAAGUCCAACAAGUGAGGAACUGAUGGACUGUCAUCAGGAGUGAGAGCAUCUGAUGAGUAACCUCUGCGUGUCUUUCCCUUCCCUGAGCUCACCCGGCCAAACUGUCUCAAAUUCUUCUUUGAACUCUCAACCCAUGUAUUUCUCUAAUUUCUAGAUCUCCCAUCAGGAUUGUUCAUUUGACCCACUUCUGAGUCCCUCGAUCCUAUUCCUACUAAACAACUGACCAUCCAACUCUCCCAUGGUCAUUAAAAUUGUGAACAGUUCUCUCUCUGUCUUUUUCUCUCUCUCUCACUGUUUUGGUUUUGUCCCUUUCAUCUUUCAAUCCCUGAUCAUCACCCAUCCUGAGAAAAAAAAACUCUUGACCUCACCACCAUUGCAAUCUACCACCUCCUCUUUAAUCUCCAUUUCUUCUCCAAAAUUCUUGAACAUGGUGUGCUACAAGGACCUGUCCCAGGCGUCUCCUAUUUCUCAUCUACUGGGAAACAAUGCCCAGAAGCACUGUGGUGUUUUACGCAGGCACACUGACAAUACUCUGCUCCAUCUCACCACCAUCUUUUUCUAUUCCUCCAAUUGCAGAUUGUUCUUUCCACAUCCAGUACCAGAUCUGCAGGACUUUCCUCCAAGUAAAAAUCAGGAAGAGACAAUCCAUUGUCUGAAAUCAGUGAUGCAAGUUCUGUUUCUUUACGACCAAAUCCAUCCCUUUCACUGGGAACUAUCUGAGGCCGAACCAUACUGUUCACUUAAUCCCUCACAUGUUUAAUCUGAAAAUGAGUAACUGAUCACAGACCAUGGAGAGACUGGAGAAGCUGAGAUUAUUUGUCUUUGAGCACAGAAGGUUAAAGAGGGAAUUCAUUGAAGGGUGGUAAAUUUUUAAGCUGGUUUCAUCUGCAUGGGGAGAAACUGUUCCAACUUCAGGAUGGUUGGUAACCACAGAACCUAACUUCAAAGUAUGUAGCAAAAAGUCAAAGGGGGCAAAUGAGGAGAGAUUAUUUUAAUUCAGUUCUGAUGAUCUGAACGAUGUUAUCAGAUUGUCUGUUGGAAGCAGAUUGAACAGUAACUUUCAAAAGUGAUUUGGAAUAUUCCUUCAUAAGGCAGAAGAAGCAAGGGAGAGGGGCUCAAUUGUCAGCAUUUUCACAGACAGUUCCAGCACAAUGAGCCGAAUGACCACCUUCUGUACUCUGAAGAUUCUAUUGUAUGACUUUGUACUGGAUCAGGAUUUAAUUAUUUACACAGUCACUGUAGUCAUAGACAUUUAAAAGAUCUCUUGUCUGUGUGAACUGGAUGAAUGUUUUUCCACAUUCAGAACAAGCAAAUGGCUUCUCCCAGUGUGACUGCAGUGAUGUGGUACCAACUUAGAUGGGCAUUUUCACCCUCUCCCAGUCCUCAGUUUUCUCCAUGGCAUUUCAUGGCGGCUUAUUAGUUGAAGCCUGCUCCAUAGAGUGUGCACAUGUACAGAUUUUCCCUGGUGUCGUGUCUUUCAAACGUUUUAACGAAUUAAAACUCUUUCCCCAACCAGAGCACUGUCACAAUCCCGUUUGUAUCUUGGUGUUUUUACAGUAACACUGAUAUUUGAAAUCAUUGCCCACAUUCACAGCAGAGAAAGCUUUUUCCUUUCACAUUUUUAGAUGCAUGUUAUCCUGGUCCUGAAUGUAAAUACCAUGUGGUUUGGUUAGAGUUUUAUUUCUGCAAAGAGAGUUUGCAGGAAGCCCCAGCCCUUUCCGCCGGUGUAACCACUAGUGCUUGCAGCCAACAUGCUGUGUUUUCGAAACCCUGGACCCACCCUCAGGCUCUCCCACUUCCUCAAGCGCCACCACCGCUUCUACAUCGGUACUGCAGUUGCUCACCCUGCGGCGUCCGGGUGAUUGGCGGCGGCUCUGGGCCAAUAGGAAUCCGGAGGCGGGGCAGGAAGACCAAUCGUCCGGCGGGUCCUCCAACUAAUGAAAGUGAACGAUGGGCGGAGCUGCAGGACCGGUCACAGUGAGAGACUUGGAGCAGCUUUGUCCAGUGGCUGCGGUCGGCGACAGAAAAGGGGAGGAGUGGAGACUGUGUGUUGGAGUGCGAUCGGGAGAGAAAGAGCGGAGAGGCUUUAUAAACACCUCGUGUGGGCUGCAAACCCCGGAUAAGACUAUCCAAGCCCCGCGUUCGGAAAUCCGACUCAAGGAGGCCCAGCCUUAUGGCCGCCAUCUCAUUUUACAGGGUGUGAUAAGAGGAGGAUUUGCAGGCAGGAAACAGAAAUGAAACAUCACAUAAUGACCUGACGGAGUCACCCAAUUUAUCACAACCAGAAUACCAACAGAUUUUAACCAUGGAAGAGGAAAGCACGAUUCAUAGUGGGGAGAACAGGUACACAUGUUCUGUGUGCAGAAAAGGCUUCAACCAAUCAACUGACCUCAAGAACCACAAAUGCAGUCACUCUGGGGAUAAACCUUGGAAAUGUGAGAACUGUGAGAAAGGAUUUAAACACCACUCUGCGCUGAAAAUUCACCAACGUGUUCACACUGGUGAAAGGCCAUUCACCUGCGCCCUGUGUGGGAAGGGAUUCACUCAGUUCUCCACACUGAUUACACACCAGCGGGUUCACACUGAGGAUAGACCUUUCAAGUGUCCAUAUUGUGGGAAGUGCUUUAAAAGCUCUGGUGAUCUGAUGUCCCAUCAACGUGUUCACACUGAGGAGAGACGGUUCAGAUGCUCUGACUGUGGCGCUGGCUUCAAGUGGUCAUCCCAGCUCACUGUUCACCAACGCAUUCACACUGGGGAGAGACCAUUUACCUGCUCUGAAUGUGGAAUUGGAUUUACUCAAUCAUCCCACCUCAAGGCACACCAACAGGUUCACACUGAGGACAGACCUUUUAAAUGUUCAAACUGCCGGAAGUGCUAUAAAAGUUCCAGUCGUCUGCAGUCACAUCAACGUGUUCACACUGAGGAGAGACCCUUUAAAUGUUCAGACUGCGGUAAGUGCUUUAAAAGUUCCGGGGAACUGAUGCUUCAUCAACGUAUUCACACUGAGGAGAGACCGUUCCGCUGCUCUCACUGUGGGACUGGGUUUAGGAGAUCGUCACAACUCACUAUACACCAGCGGCUUCACACUGGGGAGAGGCCAUUUAUCUGCUCGGAAUGUGGGCAGGGAUUCAUUCAGUUCUCCACCCUGUUGACACACCAGCGAGUUCACACUGGAGAGUGGCCAUUCACCUGCACUGAGUGUGGGAAAGGGUUCAUUGAGUCAUCCCACCUCAAGGCACACCAACGAGUUCACACUGAGGACAGACCUUUCAAAUGUCCAGAUUGUGGGAAGGGUUACAAAAGCUCUGGAGAGCUUAAGUUACACCAACGUGUUCACACUGAUGAGAGACCGUUCAGCUGUUCUCACUGUGGAACUAGGUUCAGAUGGUCAUCUCAACUCAGUGUACAUCAGCGCACUCACACUGGAGAGAGACCAUUCACCUGCUCUGAGUGUGGGAAGGGAUUCACUCAGAAAAUCCACCUGUUGACACACCAGCGGGUUCACACUGGGGAGGCACCUUUUAAAUGUACAGACUGUGGGAAGGGCUUUAAAAGUUCUGGGGAUCUGAUGCGUCAUCAACGGGUUCACUCUGAUGACAGGCCUUUUAAAUGCCCAGAGUGUGGGAAGUGCUUUAAAAGCUCUGGGGAACUGAUGUCCCAUCAACAUAUUCAUACCGAUGAGAGACCAUUCAGGUGUACUCACUGUGGGACUGGGUUCAGGCGAUCAACUCAACUCACUGUACAUCAGCGAGUUCACACUGGAGAGAGACCUUUCAUCUGCACUGAAUGUGGGAAAGGCUUCACUCAGAAAUCCCAUCUCAUGGCACACCUGCAGAGACGUAUCCACAAGUGAUUUCAGGAGGUGUGUUUUUCUGUUACUCACACUAAGGUCACAAGGAUGUUCACUGGUGACUUUUACAAUCCUAGCGUUUAGAUCAGAGUGGUGCUGGAAAAGCGUAGCAGGUCAGACAGCAUCCGAGGAGCAGGAAAAUCUACGUUUUGGGCAAAAGCCCUUCAUCAGGAAAGUCCUCACUUUUGCCUACUUUUACAAUCCCAGUCUAACUUUAUAUGACACUGGUAUGGGUAAAAGUAAAUAUAUGGACUUUCUGUUACACACACAGCUGUUUAUAUUUAAUAUUGUACUUACUAUAACACUACCUUUUGAAUAUAAAUCAGAAAAAUAGGUGUGCAUGUAAUAUGAGUAAUACAGUAGUAAUGGGCAACUUCUAUUUCCAUAUAGAUUGGGUGAAGCUAAUCAGCAUCAAUGUUGGGGAGGAUGAAUUUCUGUGGUGUGGAUAAGAUUUAUUUAUGAAGCAGAAUUUUUAAUGACCAAAUAUGAAUCAGACUGUUUUGUAUUUCGUAUUAUGUAAACAGAAUGUGUGAUUAACAGUUUUGCUGUUCAGAUGCAUUUGGGAAAUAGUCACCAUAAUAUUGUCAAAUUUUUCAUCAAGUUUGAAAGAAGUAUAGCUAAAUUGCUGUUUAUGGUAAGAUCUUUGAAAAUUGUUAUAUAUGUACAGAGCUUUUUUUCUUUUAGUAAUAAACUUGUCUUGUCUUGUUGAAAGAACAUUGGCAGCCUCAUCUGAAAGUUUCUGACUACCAUCCUAACUAAACUGCAAAACGUAAAACUUACAAUCUUACCUCAGAGAUCCAAUUUAUGCAGUAUUACCAUCAACUGGAACCGUAACAUUUGGGAAUUAAAAUUUACGAUAUUCUUUCAGGAUAGAUGUAGAUAGGACAUCUCACAUGGCUGUUGAGUCUAGAACCAAGGGAUCUCAACUCAGAAU